Messenger RNA from Urocitellus parryii (Arctic ground squirrel), 282 nucleotides. It is a transcript of the gene Scgb3a2, whose product is annotated as secretoglobin family 3A member 2. NCBI's taxonomy places the organism in Eukaryota, Metazoa, Chordata, Mammalia, Rodentia, Sciuridae. The record is from RefSeq and is a predicted model, not a curated record.
AUGAAGCUGGUAACCAUCUUUCUGCUGGUGACCAUCAGCCUUUGUAGUUACCCUGCUGCUGCCUUUCUCAUCAACAGUGUGCCCCUUCCUGUUGACAAAGUGUUACCUUUGCCUCUGGACAAUGUUCUUUCCUUCAUGGAUCCAUUAAAGAUGCUUCUGAAAACUCUGGGCAUUUCUGUGGAGCACCUUGUAGAAGGGCUGAGGAAGUGUGUGGAUGAACUGGGACCGGAAGCUUCUGAAGCUGUGAAGAAACUGCUGGAGGCCCURUCUCACUUGGUGUGA